Molecule: messenger RNA, 2634 nt
Organism: Propithecus coquereli (Coquerel's sifaka)
Lineage: Eukaryota; Metazoa; Chordata; Mammalia; Primates; Indriidae
Gene: GRM6
Product: glutamate receptor, metabotropic 6
Exons: 10
Coding region: 1-2634 (877 amino acids)
Biological process (GO): G protein-coupled glutamate receptor signaling pathway; regulation of synaptic transmission, glutamatergic
Cellular component (GO): membrane
Molecular function (GO): adenylate cyclase inhibiting G protein-coupled glutamate receptor activity
Source: RefSeq, a predicted model, not a curated record
AUGGCGCGGCCCCGGCGAGCCCGCGAGCCGCUGCUGCUGGCGCCGCUGGCGCUGGCGUGGCUGGCGCAGGCGGGGCUGGCGCGCGCCGCGGGCUCGGUGCGCCUGGCGGGCGGCCUCACGCUGGGCGGCCUGUUCCCCGUGCACGCGCGCGGCGCGGCGGGCCGGGCGUGCGGGCCGCUGAAGAAGGAGCAGGGCGUGCACCGGCUCGAGGCCAUGCUGUACGCGCUGGACCGCGUGAACGCCGACCCCGCGCUGCUGCCCGGCGUGCGCCUGGGCGCGCGGCUGCUGGACACCUGCUCGCGGGACACGUACGCGCUGGAGCAGGCGCUGAGCUUCGUGCAGGCGCUGAUCCGCGGCCGCGGCGACGGCGACGAGGCGGGCGUGCGCUGCCCCGGGGGCGCCCCCCCUCUGCGCGCCGCGCCCCCCGAGCGCGUCGUGGCCGUCGUGGGCGCCUCGGCCAGCUCCGUCUCCAUCAUGGUCGCCAACGUGCUGCGCCUGUUUGCGAUACCCCAGAUCAGCUACGCCUCCACGGCCCCAGAGCUCAGCGACUCCACACGCUACGACUUCUUCUCUCGGGUGGUGCCGCCGGACUCCUACCAGGCCCAGGCCAUGGUGGACAUCGUGCGGGCACUGGGAUGGAACUACGUGUCCACGCUGGCCUCAGAGGGCAACUACGGCGAGAGUGGGGUUGAGGCCUUUGUGCAAAUCUCCCGCGAGGCCGGGGGCGUGUGUAUCGCCCAGUCCAUCAAGAUUCCCAGGGAACCGAAGCCGGGAGAAUUCAAUAAGGUCAUCAGGAGACUCAUGGAGACGCCCAACGCCCGGGGCAUCAUCAUCUUUGCCAACGAGGAUGACAUCAGGCGCGUCCUGGAGGCAGCACGCCAGGCCAACCUGACAGGACACUUCCUGUGGGUCGGCUCAGACAGCUGGGGAGCCAAGACCUCGCCCAUCCUGAGCCUGGAGGACGUGGCCGUGGGCGCCAUCACCAUCCUGCCCAAGAGGGCCUCCAUCGAUGGAUUUGACCAGUACUUCAUGACUCGUUCCCUGGAGAACAACCGCAGGAACAUUUGGUUUGCCGAGUUCUGGGAGGAGAAUUUUAACUGCAAGCUGACCAGUUCAGGUACCCAGUCAGACGAUUCCACCCGCAAGUGCACAGGCGAGGAACGCAUCGGCCGGGACUCCACCUACGAGCAGGAGGGCAAGGUGCAGUUUGUGAUCGACGCCGUGUACGCCAUCGCCCACGCCCUCCACGGCAUGCACCAGGCGCUCUGCCCCGGCCACGCGGGCCUGUGCCCGGCGAUGGAGCCCACUGAUGGGCGCACGCUGCUGCGGUAUAUUCGAGCCGUGCGCUUCAAUGGCAGCGCGGGAACGCCCGUGAUGUUCAACGAGAACGGAGAUGCACCCGGGCGGUACGACAUCUUCCAGUUCCAGGCCGCCAACGGCAGUGCCAGCAGCGGCGGGUACCAGGCGGUGGGCCAGUGGGCGGAGGCCCUCCGACUAGACGUGGAGGCCCUGCAGUGGUCAGGCGACUCCCAGGAGGUACCCUCGUCUCAGUGCAGCCUCCCCUGUGGGCCGGGUGAGCGGAAGAAGAUGGUGAAGGGCGUCCCCUGCUGUUGGCACUGCGAGGCCUGCGACGGGUACCGCUUCCAGGCGGACGAGUUCACCUGCGAGGCCUGUCCUGGGGACAUGAGGCCCACGCCCAACCACACCGGCUGCCGCCCCACGCCUGUGGUCCGCCUGACCUGGUCCUCCCCCUGGGCGGCCCCACCCCUCCUCCUGGCCGUGCUGGGCAUCAUGGCCACCACCACGGUGGUGGCCACCUUCGUGCGGCACAACGACACACCCAUCGUCCGGGCCUCUGGCCGUGAGCUCAGCUACGUGCUCCUCACUGGCAUCUUUCUCAUCUACGCCAUCACCUUCCUCAUGGUGGCAGAGCCUGGGGACGCAGUCUGCGCUGCCCGCAGGCUCUUCCUGGGCCUGGGCACCACCCUCAGCUACUCUGCCCUGCUGACCAAGACCAACCGGAUCUACCGCAUCUUCGAGCAGGGCAAGCGCUCCGUCACGCCCCCGCCCUUCAUCAGCCCCACAUCGCAGCUGGUCAUCACCUUCAGCCUCACCUCCCUGCAGGUGGUGGGGGUGAUAGCAUGGCUGGGGGCCAAGCCCCCACACAGUGUCAUUGACUACGAAGAGCAGCGGACAGUGGACCCGGAGCAGGCCAGAGGGGUGCUCAAGUGUGACAUGUCGGAUCUGUCCCUGAUCGGCUGCCUGGGCUACAGCCUCCUGCUUAUGGUCACGUGCACCGUGUAUGCCAUCAAGGCCCGCGGCGUGCCCGAGACCUUCAAUGAGGCCAAGCCCAUUGGCUUCACCAUGUACACCACCUGCAUCAUCUGGCUGGCUUUUGUGCCCAUCUUCUUCGGCACCGCCCAGUCCGCUGAAAAGAUCUACAUCCAAACAACCACACUGACCGUGUCCUUGAGCCUGAGUGCAUCGGUGUCCCUUGGCAUGCUCUACGUACCCAAAACCUACGUCAUCCUGUUCCAUCCGGAGCAGAACGUGCAGAAGCGGAAGCGGAGCCUCAAGACAACCUCCACGGUGGUGGCCCCUGCGAAGGGCGAGGGCGCAGAGGACCCCAAGUAG